AUGAUCAUUUGGGCCAUUUUGAUCUUUUGGGCUUCUGGAGGUCGACCUGAUAACAGUGGUGAAAUUGUCUCAUUGCAAACAUUCCAGCUGGGAGAUGAUGUUACAGUCAAAUGUUUCUUGACAAAAAAAAGUUUUGACAACACAAUGGUUUGGUAUAAACAGAGCACUGAUCAGAUUCCUCGUCUUAUUGCAUUAACACACAAUUAUUGGAAAGAUAUCCAAAUUGAGAAUGAAUUUAAAGACGGGAGAUUCGAUAUUUCAGCAAGUGAAGAUUCUUUUCACCUCAACAUCAAAGCUACAACCAAGGAGGACAUCGGAAAAUACUACUGUGGGACAGUUUUCUUGAAUAAAAUAGAAUUUAUUUCUGGAGCACAUCUGAUGCUAAAAGAUAACAAUAAUCCAAAAGUAUGGGAUCCUGUGUUACUUUGCUUGAUAUCCUGCAAUGUUGUGUUUGUGAUGGUAAUAAUCAUACUUUUGGUUGAUUAUUAUAAAAACUGGAGAAAAAGGCAAAAAGGAUCUAAAAAUGUAGCAUCUCCGUCAUAUGAGAUUGGAGAUUCAGAUGUGAAUUACGCGGCUGUGAAUUUUGCCUCUGUCCCUCCGGCCAGAAGAUCAAACAACAGACAUCUAACUGAAUACAGUGAAGUGAUCCACAAGCCGCGAGAUCCCAUGCUUAAACAGAGUUUCUUCACAAAAUGA
Sinocyclocheilus rhinocerous is the source of this 696-nucleotide messenger RNA. RefSeq lists its product as uncharacterized. Gene Ontology annotation, biological process: response to bacterium. The transcript has 5 exons. The coding region runs from base 1 to 696 and encodes 231 amino acids. The record is from RefSeq and is a predicted model, not a curated record. Lineage: Eukaryota; Metazoa; Chordata; Actinopteri; Cypriniformes; Cyprinidae.